Hyposmocoma kahamanoa is the source of this 3005-nucleotide messenger RNA. Its product is annotated as tumor protein D54. The transcript has 6 exons. NCBI's taxonomy places the organism in Eukaryota, Metazoa, Arthropoda, Insecta, Lepidoptera, Cosmopterigidae. The record is from RefSeq and is a predicted model, not a curated record. The coding region runs from base 291 to 1280 and encodes 329 amino acids. Gene Ontology annotation, cellular component: cytoplasm.
CCCGCGGGGCCCGACGUGGCGGAAGAAACGCGUAUCAUAGCGCGCGCGCAGCGGUCGGAGACUGUAAUGUCCUUCGUGCUCAACGUGUUGCGAAAAUGUGAUAUGGUUGCUCAGCGGGACUCGGUGCUAACCAUCUGUCACGUAUUGUGGAUGUGCAUAUUGUGAUAUUCAAACACUGUCGCCAAUGAGCGUACGUGUACUAGUAUUUCAUUUGAUUUUGUGUUUCUGUAGUGUUUAUUUGGAACAUGUUAAAUUGUCGCGGAAGACGAGGCAGAUAGACGCUAGAUGUGAUGGCGAAUGAUGGUGCAUCAAGCGGCAUGGAGCCGACUAGCUUAGAGUAUAUGGAGGAUCCAUAUUUUGUGCCGCCAGACGAUGACUCUACUCCAAGUUUCGAUGUCGCAGUGGACGAGUUGGAGGAGAUGGAAGAGCUGACCACCUGGCCCCGCGAAGAUCCUGAGUCGGAUUGGCGCGCGCUUCCUGAUCUCGCGGAAUCAGCAUUGUGUAUAGAAACUGAGUUUUAUAUGGACAAUCGACGCCGACGGCUUCGUAUAUUUAGGAAAAAAAUGCGUGAAGUGAGAGUUACAUUCCAAGAUCUGUCUAAGCCUUACCUUGCCAAAGUCUCCAGCCACACUAAUUAUAAGAAAUUUCUUGGGAUCACACCUGGAGCUGAAGAAGCAAUGCCUGGCGUGGGGGCGGCCGGAGAUGCGAACACCCCCGACGAACUGGUGGGGCUGACGCCUGAACAAGCUGAGCAACUCCGUGCCGAAUGGAGCCGCGAGCUUGCGCGCGUUGAAGACGAGAUUGCCACGCUGCGCACAGUACUCCAGAGCAAGAUUCGUCAAAGCUCUGAAUUAAAACGAAAACUUGGCAUCACCGUGUGGAAGGAGAUCACCGAAGACGUUAAUCAGGGUAUAAAGAAUGUGAAAGAAAGCCAAGUCUAUCAGUCGAUAGAAACUCGCGUGUCUGCGCUUACACAGGCUGUGACUGAAGCACCGAUAUACCAAAAAACCGAAUCUGUGAUAAAAACGACGGCGGAGAAGACAACCUCGAUCCUUGGCGGUAUCACCGCGGGCGUCACCAGCAAGCUUGGCCAGAUGCGCAACUCUGAGUCCUUCCGCUCUAUAGAAGAGCGGGUCGGAACUGCUUAUGAGAAUGUUAAGGGGAAAGUGGCAUCUAGAUCUAAUUCUACGCAGAGCUUCGACGAGGCGCUGCGCGACGCCAGUCGCGCGGCCAGUGGCGCCACGUCACCCACAAUCCCCGAGAACAAACCGUUGCCCUAAUGCGGCAUCCUCGUAACUACACUCCCCGCACGGCCUCUGUGUAUCUCAAAAGAUCAUUCCACAUUCUAUACAUAUUACACAACCAAUAUUUCAGCAUUGACGUUGGAUAAUUUCGUUCCGACGCUUUUAUCGUUACGACAGCGGUGUAGUUGCGAUGUUUAACGGUGAUUCUCCACAAACUGGAAAAUCGCUCAUACAAAGCUGUCCUGGCAUUUUUUUAUACUAAUGUUGAAUGAAACGUAUCGACAUCCAGCUAAAUAAUUACAAUUCAGUGAAAUUAAAGUACACUCAAAACUAAACCAAACCAACAACAAAACAAAGACUGAAAAUAAAGUUUACUUAGAAAAUCAAAAACAAUGUCUGGAGACAGUUUACGUACACUAACUAAGGCGGAUAUUCUAUGACCACUGUCCGCUUCCGUAGUCAGACCCCAAUUACCUUCCAUCUCUACCGUCACUUGCUCAUCGAAGCACAAACUCAUGGGUCACCGUUUAACUGUAGUCAUGGUGCGCGGCAGGAGUCUGUUUAUUUGGAUCAAAGUUAAUGUUCCGUCUUAUAUUUGACGGGCAUAGCGAUUUUCUAGUUUAGAGAGAUUCCACCAUAUGUAGCUAAAUGUCGCAAUUGUUGUGUAUACAUAGCACUGUGAAUAUCAUGUAGCGCAGCAGCAAAAUGGGUACACCCCUACCACGAGAUCACUAAUCUAUCAUGUCAAACCAAAACACUGCAAGUUUUUCAAUAGAACAAGCUUAUUUUCCUAAGUAUAAUUAUACUGGUUGGAUAUAAUUAUUUAACAUCUAAUGUAUGAAGUAAAUGUAUCUUUGUCAUUAACGCGAAAAAUUACAAAAAACCGAAAAAGUUUUUUGCUAUUUCUCAAAAUGCUGUUUUAGUGUAUUGGUUUGACAGCGUAGUAAUGUAUAGUUAUUUUACGUAUAUACGAUCAUUAUGUUUCAUACAUUUGCACUCCACCUAAAUGAAUUGUAACUUUAAUUGCACGAACUCUCAUUUAUGUCCAAGAUAGUCGACCUAUUUUGAAAAUUGUCUAAAUUAAUUUUGAACAUAAAAAUGUCGUAAUACGUACCUAAUGAGUUUGAUAAGAUCCGAGUACUUUUGAUGAAUACAAAAACGGAAAAACUGUAAAUGCACUUUGUGGGUUCAUCUUGUAUGAUUGCAUUGACCGCAAAAGUAGCUUACAAUUACAAGACCGGUUGCGCAAUUUUAGUAAUGCUGGUUUGGUAAUCUGUCUGUCUGGCGGUGCAGUUGCAAAAUAGGUGCAAUAAUACAUUUCAACGAUGAAUUAUCUACGUGUAAGAAAAUUGGAAAAGAGAGUAGGUUUUUGUAGUUUUUUUUUUUAAAGUAUUUAGGGGUUUAUUAUUUAUAAGCCACGAAUUAUUAUACUUAUGAGAAUUUAUAUGUAUGCGGUGUAUUGUGUAUCAAUGCUAAUUAAACGCAAACAGUAUUUGUAGCGGUAUUGUUUCUUGGUGGCCCAUUCGUAAUCUAAGACUGUUGUGCGGGUAUUUUAAUCACGUUUCUUUGAAUUUGUGUCUAAAGUUGGCCUUCUAUCACUAUUACAAUGUCUGUUUAGAAACGUUCAUUCACUUUUGAGAAGUCGUAAGUUAUCCAAUAACGGAGAAUAUAAUUUUCGGGGUACUCUACAAAUUUCGCAAGAGUUAUCACUUUUGUAAAUUAUAUUAUAAGUACAUGUUGAAAUCGCAAAGUUGUAAAUCC